Messenger RNA from Triticum dicoccoides, 561 nucleotides. RefSeq lists its product as uncharacterized. The record is from RefSeq and is a predicted model, not a curated record. The transcript is spliced from 2 exons. NCBI's taxonomy places the organism in Eukaryota, Viridiplantae, Streptophyta, Magnoliopsida, Poales, Poaceae. Bases 123 to 392 code for a protein of 89 amino acids.
GCCACUCACAGCUGAGCUGAAAGCAAUAGCCUCAUUCACCAGCGUCACCACUCACAGCUGAGCCGAAAGCAAUACCACCAACCAGCUAGCUCAGCAGCUUGGAUUUACCAGCACCAGCUCCCAUGGCCAGCUUCGCCGCCCAGCUCCUGGACGUGUUUUACGACCUCGUCGAGCGCGUCACCGGCUACAGCGCCCGCGCCAAAGACGACAAGGAUCUACAGAAGCAUAGCAAGUUGGCAACUACGGAGGCUUUCCGGACGGGGGAAGUUGUCGAGAUCAGGUCCAGGAAAUCUCCCGGUUGUAUCAGGGGGGUCAGAGGGCCAGGUCAAUUAACCUGGAUGGUAUGUAGAGCCAGCCUCUACGUACGGCAGAGACAUCCGUGUGGUUUCUGAUAGGUCAUAGCCUCAAAAUGGUGUGCGGAGUGUUUCAGUUUGUUACAAUGUUCUAUCGUGUCUUGCUAUGUUAAUUAACUUCCUGAUCGGGGUUUAUGUGUGUUGUUCUCAUGUGCUUGUAACUUGAUGAACUUGCUUGUUAAUUUCUACCGAUCAAGUGUUUGUUUUC